AUGGCAGUCGUGUCGGCAAAAACGCCGGCUAUCAAACUGAACACUGGGUAUGAGAUGCCGCAGUUAGGUCUGGGCACAUGGCAGGCCAGUGGUGACCCCGUCACUCAGGCGGUUAAGGACGCCCUGGAGAUCGGGUACAGACAUAUCGAUACCGCCGAAGCUUAUAAAAAUGAGAAAGAAGUGGGGAAAGGCAUUCACGCGCAGAUCGGCGCCGGUAUUCUCAAACGGGAAGACCUGUUCAUCACAACUAAGGUGUGGCCGAACGGCAGUGAUCGGAAGAAGGCCCUGCAGACCAUCCAUAACUCCCUAAACAAUCUGAACGUCACUUAUUUGGACUUAGUUUUGGUGCACUGGCCUCAAGACAACUACACCGACAUCUAUAGUGGUCUGGAGGACGCCUUUGACCAGAAGUUAGUCCGAUCUAUCGGUGUCUCAAACUUCGGUCGAAACGAAAUCAAUACUCUGAAGAAGACGUGGAAAGUGGUGCCCGCAGUCAACCAAAUCAAUCUCCACCCGACCCUUAACCAGGACGACACCGUUGCCUAUUGUAAUGAA
Molecule: messenger RNA, 555 nt
Organism: Oppiella nova
Lineage: Eukaryota; Metazoa; Arthropoda; Arachnida; Sarcoptiformes; Oppiidae
Source: the annotation of a GenBank genome assembly